Molecule: messenger RNA, 1439 nt
Organism: Elgaria multicarinata webbii
Lineage: Eukaryota; Metazoa; Chordata; Lepidosauria; Squamata; Anguidae
Gene: APIP
Product: APAF1 interacting protein
Exons: 7
Coding region: 38-772 (244 amino acids)
Cellular component (GO): cytoplasm
Molecular function (GO): methylthioribulose 1-phosphate dehydratase activity; metal ion binding
Source: RefSeq, a predicted model, not a curated record
CCGCCGAGGCAGGAAAGUCUUCGGUCGCCUCAGUACGAUGGCUGAGCAACGGGGGGACAGCGGCUGCCAGUGCAGGAGUGGCCUGGAUGGCGGCGCUAAGGAGGAUUUGCACCCACGAAAUCUGAUCCCAGAGCUUUGCCAACAGUUUUACCAUUUAGGGUGGGUUACAGGGACUGGUGGUGGAAUCAGCAUAAAGCAUGGCAAUGAGAUCUACAUUGCUCCCUCUGGUGUUCAAAAAGAAAGAAUUCAGCCAGAAGAUAUGUUUGUGUGUGAUAUUGAAGAACGGGACAUUAGUGGACCUCCACCACACAAAAAACUAAAGAAGAGCCAAUGUACGCCUCUCUUUAUGAAUGCAUACACCAUGAGAGGAGCUGGGGCAGUGAUUCAUACUCAUUCCAAAGCUGCUGUAAUGGCCACACUUCUCUAUGUAGGAAGUGAGUUUAAAAUUACUCAUCAGGAAAUGAUAAAAGGAAUCAAGAAAUGUACCACAGGUGGUUAUUUCAGAUACGAUGAUACCUUAGUGGUUCCCAUUGUUGAGAACACACCUGAAGAGAAAGACCUGAAGGAGAGAAUGGCUCAGGCAAUGAAAGAGUAUCCAGACUCCUGUGCUGUGCUGGUCAGGCGUCAUGGAGUUUAUGUUUGGGCAGAAACUUGGGAAAAGGCCAAGACAAUGUGUGAAUGUUAUGACUACCUCUUCGAUAUUGCGGUACAAAUGAAGCAACACGGACUUGAUCCUACUACAGUUCCAAAUGAGGAAAAGGGCAUUGUUUAACAUCUCAACAUUUCUUCCCAAGAUGACGCUAAUAUUUCAAUGCGAUAUUGUUAUUGAAGGGCUUUAGGCUUCAUGUCUAAGUACAGCAAUCGUUUUGCAAAAAUAUUCUACUUCUAGUGCCAGUUGUUACCAAAUGCAGACCUUUUUAUGGUGUGUGUUUUCAAAUUCUGAAGCAUGUCCAAGACAGUCUGAGGCAGUAUCCAAUGCUGCCUGUGUGCGAGUGAGGCCUACCACCACUUCUGCUCUGGGAAUGGCCAACGCAGCUAAUUCCCUUCUGCAAGAGGCACCCACCACUUGCGGAAUGGAGAUCUAGCACUUCUGAGGCAAGGCCUAAAACAAACAGAAAAACUCGUUUCUAGAAUAGGAUAAGUCAGUGGAGGACCUGCCCCAUUCCAGAAGCGCUAAAUCUCCAUUUCCCUUGCUUUCACAGUACAAUCAUUUUUCUUUAGGGUCUUCCUCACAGUUCAUAUUAAUUUGGGGGCAGUACAUACAUACCUUUCAAAAUACGAAGUUCUUGUAAUUUUUAAAAUUACUCUUAGAAUGUUUGAAAUAAAAUCUAUCUUGUAUUAUGAAAGCCACCAAAUGGAGAAAAAUUUUGUUCAAAACAGCUUUGUUCAAAACUAGAACGUGUUGAAAGAGUGCCCCAUAUAAAAGUAUACCAGAAAAA